ACGUAGCACUAGAACAGCCCUUCUUCAUGCGAUCUUGCCAGACCCAUUGGAGAAACCCCCCCUAAGGCAAGAUCUGUCACCGUUCACUCAUUUGCUGGAGGAGGAUCAGAAACUGUAUUAAAUGCGGCCAAGGAAUACACUGGAGUCUGUUAUAAAGGCGUCGAGAGGUUUCCGGUGCGAUCUCACAGUGGAGGGAGCAGGUUUCAACAGUUGACGCGGAGAGAACUGAGCGCAGGAGAAGCGAUUAAUUUUGAUUAUCUGAGAUCCUCCAGCAUCCUUUUCGCGUUUUUCUCUUUCCUUUUUCUCCCCCUCUCUCUUCCUCUCUCUCCUACGGCAAGGAUCACAGCAGCAGUGCCAGUGCAGACGAUCAUUGUCCGAAUGAAGGAUGCGAGAGCACCGCUUCCAAUUGGACUGGAUUAUGGGAUUAUUGGACUGAUUAUAGGACAAUCGUCGGGCAAAAAGUCGCAGCCGUGCCAUAGAUGCUCUUGAAUGACGGGAACACAAAAGGUUGGAGAGGAGUAUUAGCGCCGUAUCCUGCUUUUAUUUUACUUUGUGGCAUGGGCAGGCUGCAUAUGCUGCGCGAGCAGAACCCAUAUGCAACAGUGUGCCGCACAGGAGAAGAAAAAAAGUAAAUGCAUUGUGACUGGUUACACUGGCCAAUGCUGCAUUUUCAACGGGUAUGUCAGUAUUUUGCUGUAGCCUAGGUGUAGAUGUCGCAUGAGGGCAAUGCGCUUUUGUGAGCCACGGUCUAACCUUCACCACAGAGAUUCAAACGCUUUAACCUUGGAAGCAGUGAGGGAAUAUUAAUACUUUAUAGUCAUCGAUUAUUCAUUAUGUCCCACCCGUGAGGAAAAACAAAGCAUUCCUCGCGCACUAUGUUGAAUGUGAUGUUUAAUUCAUGCAUGAUGUGUCGUCGGGCGGUCAUCUUUGUUUACAGAAAGAGUUCAUCAUAGAGGGAACGGCAUGUGAAAGAGGUUUAUACGCCGAUUGAAAGGAGAUAAGGAUUCCGAAAUCGAUUUCAUAUCCAAUUAGUGUGAGAUCGGCGUCAAACACAUGUCUGGUUUGGGCUUGAUCCUCCAGGUUGUGCCGUAAUCAACAGGUUGAAAGUCAACGAGGAUUCUUUUAUUUUUUUUUUUCUGUCUGCCUCUACCGCAUAUCGAGUUGAAGGGAUGCGUCUCUCUGUACCCAUCUUCUUUUUACUGUGGGUUAAAGCCCUGACAUUGAAAAAUCUGAAUUAUUCUGUCCCAGAGGAGCAAGGACCUGGUACAGUUAUAGGUAAUAUAGCAAAAGAUGCCGGAUAUGGGACUAUGGAGAGAGGGAAAAAAUCAAACUUCAGAGUGCUGGAAAAUUCUGCACCACAUCUGGUGGAUGUUGACCCGGAGAGUGGACUUAUAUUCACCAAACAAAGGAUUGACAGGGAAACAUUGUGCAGGCGCAACCCCAAGUGCCAGCUCUCCAUGGAGGUGUUUGCCAAUGACAAGGAAAUAUGCAUGAUCAAAAUUGAUAUACAGGACAUAAAUGACAACUCGCCCAGUUUUCCUUCAGAUCACGUUAACAUUGAUAUUUCAGAGAACGCAGCUGCUGGCACGCGCUUCCCUCUGACAAUUGCACAUGACUCAGAUUCAGGGGAAAAUGGGAUAAAGACCUAUCAAGUCACAAGAGACGAUUACAACACCUUUUCUUUGGAUUUAAAAGUGAGGGGCGAUGGGACUAUAUAUCCAGAGCUGGUGGUUCAGAGACCCCUGGAUAGAGAGGAUCAGAGUCAUCACACCCUUCUCCUCACUGCAAUUGAUGGUGGGGAGUAUCCAAGAUCAGGCUCCAUGCAGAUUAACGUCAGAGUGACUGACUCCAAUGACAAUAGCCCCAUUUUUGAGAAAUCCUCCUAUGUGAUAGAGAUCCCGGAAAAUUCACCGCCAGGAAAAGUACUCAUAGAUUUGAAUGCCACUGACCAAGACGAGGGAAGCAACGGGCAGGUGGUUUAUUCCUUUACUGGAUAUGCAUCUGAGAGAAUGCAAGAUUUGUUCUCCAUUGACCCCAAUACAGGCAUCAUCAAGGUCCAGGGAGAAAUUGACUAUGAGGAAAAUCCAAUCAUAGAGUUUGACGUGCAGGCUAAGGACUUGGGGCCCAACCCGAUACCCGGCCACUGUAAAAUUACGGUUAAAGUGCAGGACAAAAAUGACAACUCGCCCAUUAUAAGUUUUGUUUCUGUCCGUCAAGGAGCCAUCAGCGAGGCAGCACCUCCGGAAUCUGUCAUAGCGUUGGUCAGAGUGACAGAUAAAGAUUCCGGCAGAAACGGUCAACUUCAGUGCCGGGUGCUGGGAAACGUACCCUUCAGACUGCAGGAAAACAAUGAUAAUUUUUACACGCUGCUCACAGACAGACCUUUGGACAGGGAGAUGAAAGAUGAAUACAAUGUAACAAUAGUGGCGCGAGAUAAUGGGAUCCCAUCUUUGAACUACACCAAGUCAUUCACUGUGAAAAUCCUGGACGAGAAUGACAACGCGCCGCGCUUUACAAAGACUAUUUAUGUGCUACAGGUGCCUGAAAACAACAUCCCAGGGGAGUAUUUGGGCUCGGUUCUGGCCCACGACCCAGAUGUAGGUCGAAAUGGAACAGUGUCAUACUCCAUUCUGCCGUCACUCAUCGGAGACGUUUCCGUGUACACCUAUGUGUCUGUUAAUCCCACAAACGGAGCCAUAUAUGCCUCACGCUCUUUCAAUUAUGAACAAACAAAAUCCUUCGAGUUCAAAGUUCAGGCUAAAGAUGGAGGAUCCCCUCACAUGGAGAGCACUUCUAUAGUCAGGGUCAAUGUACUCGACGUCAAUGAUAAUCUUCCAGUUAUUAUUUUGCCCCUCCUGCAGAAUGAUACGGCUGAAAUCCCAGUGCCUAGGAAUGUUGGCAUUGGAUACAUCGUGACCACAGUGAAGGCGGUGGACCACGAUCACGGAGAAAGUGGUCAUCUAACCUAUGAGAUCACAGAGGGAAAUGACGACCACCUGUUUGAAAUGGAUCCGUUGGGAGGAGAGGUCAGAACUGCCCAAGCUCUUUGGGAAGAGGUUGCCCCAGUGGUCGAGCUGGUGGUGAAGGUAACGGACCAUGGCAAGCCCCCCUUAUCUGCUGUGGCUAAGUUGAUCAUCAGGGCGAACACAGAAGCGGCACCAGGAGGGGGUUCCAGCACGAGCGGGGAACAGCAGCACUGGGACGUUUCCCUGCCCCUCAUAGUUACCCUCUGCAUUAUCUCUGUCAUGCUUUUAGCAGUCAUGACUGCCAUCGCUGUCAAGUCCAAGCAUCAAGAUAAGGAGACUGGGAAUUAUAACUGCCGCAUGGCUGAGUACUCCAAUCCUCCAGUGGGGAAGGGCAAAAAGAAAAGGAUCAACAAGAGUGACAUCAUGCUGGUGCAGAGUGAGAUGGAGGAGAGAGAUUCUGCGAGCAGGAUGAAUGUGGUGAGCAGCCCCUCACUCAUCACUUCUCCAAUAUGUUUUGACUACCAGAGCCCUCUGCCACUCACACUGCCCAGGUCAGAGGUCAUGUACCUGAAAACAACCCCAAACAGCCUGACAGUCCCGAGAGCAGGUUGCCACUCCAGCUUUGCCGGGCUAAGCACAGACACUCCAGCAAGUAGAAUGUCAGUGAUACAGACGGAAAAUUUCCCCUCAGAGUCCAACUAUGCUGGCAGCAGGCAACCAUUUGUCCAAAGCUCAACAUUUAAGGAUGCAGAACGAGCAAGCCUCCGAGACAGUGGCCAUGGUGAUAGUGACCAGGCUGAUAGUGACCAGGAUACUAAUAAAGGCUCACACUGCGACACGUCUGCCAGAGAGGCCCUCAAGAUGAAAGCAACAGCAGUUAAUGGCCAGCCUUUUGAGCAGGAGCAAGACAAAUCAGUCCACUGCACCGAUGAAUGUCGUGCACUGGGACAUUCUGACAGAUGCUGGAUGCCAAAGUUACGGGUAGGAAGCCAAGCAGACAGCGCCGAUAAUCGCACCAACCUUUUCAUCCCUGUGGGAAUGGAUGCCAUGGUAGAGACAGAGAUUUAUGGCACCAUCAGCCGCGGCAGCAGAAAAACCCUCAGCACGUUUGGAAAGGAACAGCGAGACAGUACAAUCCUUGUGGCCAAUGUCAAACCUUACUUGAAAUCACAGCGUGCACUGAGCCCACCACUACAGGAGAGUCCAUCUGCAUCCAGUAGUCCAACCAAGAGUAGUUUGCCCCUGGACUUGGCCAACCAAGGGUCCAAAGAAGAUAGGGAGGGGGGUUCAGACAGCAGUGCCUAUGGCCCUCCAGAUGGCCAGUGCUCCCCACUGCACACUGAAUUGGAGGAGCCGUCCUACCUGACCUGCGAGCUCAAGCCUAAGUCCCUGUCAAGCAGUCUCAUUCACAGCUCUGUCAUCAGCCAGGAGUGUGGGGGGUCAGAUUAUCCGCUCGACCCACGGGACUCUGGUAACUGACGGGUCAGCUCAUCUUGCUUACUCACACCUGCCAGGGGUGAGCUGAUUAAAUCACAGAUGAAAUCACAGAUGAAUGACCAAGAGGUGAUUUUCUUGUUUUCCUUCUUCUUCUUUUUUUUGACCCACAGAGGUGUCCAG
Solea senegalensis (Senegalese sole) is the source of this 4583-nucleotide messenger RNA. RefSeq names its product protocadherin-17-like. Gene Ontology annotation, molecular function: calcium ion binding. NCBI's taxonomy places the organism in Eukaryota, Metazoa, Chordata, Actinopteri, Pleuronectiformes, Soleidae. Gene Ontology annotation, cellular component: plasma membrane. Bases 1170 to 4445 code for a protein of 1091 amino acids. Gene Ontology annotation, biological process: homophilic cell-cell adhesion. The record is from RefSeq and is a predicted model, not a curated record. The transcript has 4 exons.